Messenger RNA from Ramularia collo-cygni, 378 nucleotides. Its product is annotated as related to F1F0-ATPase complex, subunit h. NCBI's taxonomy places the organism in Eukaryota, Fungi, Ascomycota, Dothideomycetes, Mycosphaerellales, Mycosphaerellaceae. The transcript has 3 exons. Gene Ontology annotation, biological process: proton motive force-driven ATP synthesis. Bases 1 to 378 code for a protein of 125 amino acids. The record is from RefSeq and is a predicted model, not a curated record.
AUGUUUGGCCAGACACUCCGGGCUUCGCGCCAAUCCCUCGCCCGAGCGGCUGUCCGCCCAACCAGCGCCGUCGCCCGCCGCACUUUUAUCGCGCCCACCGCCGUGCGCCAGGCCGACCUUGUGCAAGACAUGUACCUCAAAGAAUUGAAAGCCUACAAAGCGCCUGCCAUCAAGGCCAACGACUCCGAGGGCCAAGUCCACAAAUUCUCCAUCCCAAAGACCCCCGUCUCCCCCGAAGAGGCCGAUUUGCAGAACGAUUUGCAGGCCUACGAGCAGCAAGUUCCCGAGGUUGAGGGACAGGCUGCUGAAGGUGCUGCUGCUCCUGUGGAGGACUGGUGGGUUGAGGAGGCUGAGGAGGAGACUUCCGCAAAGCACUAG